AUGGUGAAAACAGGUGGCGACGGCAUGCAGUGCCAAGGGACGGAGGGAACAAAGGUCACCCCAGUGCUUGCUCUCUUCAGGUGCAGUCCGUCUCCAAGGUGCUGCGUGCCCACCAAGCAGACACAGACACAGCAAAGCAGAUCCCCCCACAAAAGGCUGACCAUCACCAUGUCAACAGAACUAAGUGCCAAAGUCACCAAGACUCUGAACAAAACCACACCGGGACUCCAGAUAUGGAGAAUUGAGAACAUGGAGAUGGUGCCUGUGCCACCCAAAACAUAUGGGAACUUCUAUGAAGGAGAUGCUUAUGUCCUUCUCUCGACACAUAAGACUGGGAACAACUUCACUUAUGACAUCCACUACUGGCUGGGCAAUUCGUCAUCUCAAGAUGAGCAGGGCGCAGCUGCUAUCUACACUACCCAGAUGGAUGAGCACCUAGGUGGGGUAGCAGUACAGCAUCGUGAGGUCCAGAACUAUGAGAGCGACGGCUUCCGGAGCUACUUCAAACAGGGCCUAAUCUAUAAGAAGGGUGGAGUGGCCUCAGGCAUGAAGCACGUGGAGACCAACACAUACAAUGUGCAACGGCUGCUGCAUGUCAAAGGCAAGAAGAAUGUGGUGGCUGGAGAAGUAGAGAUGAGCUGGAGGAGUUUCAAUCUUGGGGAUGUCUUUCUGCUGGACCUAGGGAAGCUCAUCAUCCAGUGGAAUGGUCCUGAGAGCAACCGCAUGGAGCGGCUGAAGGGAAUGAAUCUUGCCAAGGACAUCCGUGACCGGGAGCGUGGGGGCCGAGCGCAGGUAGGUGUGGUGGAUGGUGAGGAUGAAGCUGCCUCUCCUGGGCUCAUGAAGGUCCUGACAUAUGUGCUGGGGGAGAAGAGGGACAUCCAGCCAGCCAUCUCAGACACCGUGGUGGACCAGAAGGUGAAAUCCGCCCUCAAGCUCUACCAGGUCUCUGAUGUUGAAGGGAACCUACUCAUCCAGGAAGUUGCUAUCCAGCCCCUUACCCAGGACCUCCUCAAGCAUGAGGAUUGCUACAUCCUGGACCAGGGUGGUGUGAAGAUCUUUGUGUGGAAGGGCAGGUGCUCCAGCAAGGAAGAGAAGCAGCAGGCAAUGACACGGGCCCUGGGUUUCAUCAAGACAAAGAACUACCCACCCAGCACUAGUGUGGAGACAGAAAACGACGGCUCUGAAUCAGCUAUCUUCAGGCAGCUCUUUCAGAAAUGGACUGUCCCUAAUCAAAGUACUGGCUUUGGCAAGACCAACACAGUUGGAAAAGUAGCCAAAGUGGAGCAGGUGAAGUUUGAUGCCACCACCCUGCACGCCAAGCCUGAGAUAGCUGCUCUGCACAAGAUGGUGGAUGAUGGCUCUGGAGAGGUAGAGGUCUGGCGAAUUGAGGACUUGGAAUUAGCACCAGUGGAGGGUCGCUGGCUUGGUCAUUUCUACAGUGGUGAUUGCUAUCUUAUCCUCUACAAAUAUCUAGUCUCCAGUAAGAUCCAUUACAUGAUCUACAUUUGGCAGGGCCGCCACGCCAGCCAUGAUGAGAUCACUGCCUCUGCUUACCAGGCUGUCAUUCUGGACCAACAGUAUAAUGGUGAACCUGUGCAGGUGCGAGUGUCCAUGGGCAAGGAGCCUGCACAUCUUAUGGCCAUUUUCAAGGGGCGCAUGGUGGUAUAUGCGGGUGGUACCUCCCGAAUGGGCAGCACAGCUCCAGUGCCCUCCAUCCGCCUUUUCCAGGUCCAUGGGACCAAUGAGUUCAACACCAAGGCCUUUGAGGUGCCUCCGCGGGCUUCCUCCCUCAAUUCUAAUGACGUCUUUAUCCUCAAGACUCAGAGUUGCUGCUACCUCUGGUACGGGAAGGGUUGCAGUGGAGAUGAGAGGGAGAUGGCCAGGAACGUGGCUGACCUGAUCUCCAAGACUGAGAAAGCAGUGAUAGCAGAAGGGCAGGAGGCUGCAGAAUUCUGGGUUGCUCUGGGUGGAAAAUCUCAGUAUGCCAACAGCAAAAGAUUACAAGAGGAAACAAUGGCCAUCACACCUCGGCUCUUUGAGUGUUCCAAUAAGACCGGACGUUUCCUUGCCACAGAGAUCACAAAUUUUACUCAAGAUGACUUAGAAGAGGAUGAUGUGUUCUUGCUGGAUGCCUGGGACCAGGUUUUCUUCUGGAUUGGCAAAGAUGCAAAUGAGGCUGAGAAAGAGGCAGCAGCUGUAACCGCCCAGGAGUACCUGCGGACUCACCCAGGUGGACGUGACGUUGACACUCCCAUUGUGAUUGUGAAACAAGGCUAUGAACCUCCAACAUUCACUGGCUGGUUCCUAGCAUGGGAUCCGCUCAGAAGGACAGACAAGAAAACCUAUGAAGAGCUGAAAGCUGAACUUGCAGAUGAUGACAGCCUGGGCCAGUUUACUUCUGAAAUCCUUGAGGCAAAAGAAGUCUUCACUGCCAACACGACCUUGGGCAACCAGUCAUUCUGUACAUACCCUCUGGAGAAACUGGUGAAUGUGCCUGUGGAGGAGCUACCCAAGGAUGUAAAUCCUGGCAGGAAGGAGGACUACUUGUCAGAAGACGAUUUUCUUGCUGUCUUUGGAAUGUCCCAACACAACUUUGCUGCACUUCCUCCAUGGAAGCAACAGUCUCUCAAGAAGGAAAAAGGACUCUUCUGAAUGUAAUCUUUCUGCUGUCAUUGCCUUCAAGUAGAUGAAUAUUUUUACUUAAAUAAAG
Molecule: messenger RNA, 2710 nt
Organism: Rhineura floridana
Lineage: Eukaryota; Metazoa; Chordata; Lepidosauria; Squamata; Rhineuridae
Gene: VIL1
Product: villin 1
Exons: 20
Coding region: 1-2652 (883 amino acids)
Biological process (GO): barbed-end actin filament capping; actin polymerization or depolymerization; regulation of lamellipodium morphogenesis
Cellular component (GO): lamellipodium; actin cytoskeleton; cytoplasm
Molecular function (GO): phosphatidylinositol-4,5-bisphosphate binding; actin filament binding
Source: RefSeq, a predicted model, not a curated record